AUGCAAAUUGUGUCAGAAGAGACUGGAGUUGCUCUCGAUGAUCUAGCAGAUGACUGCUUAUUUGCCAACAUAGGCGUGGACUCUCUUCUAUCAAUGGUUAUACCUAGUCGCUUCCGCGAAGAGCUCAACUUAGACCUUGAUCUCGAGUUUUCUAUUUUUAUUGACUUGCCCGCGGUGAAAAACUUGAAGGACUUUCUUAGUUCUCAAGGAGAAGAGGCAGCACGGUCCUAUACCGCAGUAGCCGUCCCAAGCUCUGUUGAGGCUACCCCGUCUGCACUCACUAUUCCUGAGCGUUCUAUUAUCACGUCCGAAUAG
Talaromyces marneffei is the source of this 315-nucleotide messenger RNA. RefSeq lists its product as uncharacterized. The record is from RefSeq and is a predicted model, not a curated record. The coding region runs from base 1 to 315 and encodes 104 amino acids. The transcript has a single exon. NCBI's taxonomy places the organism in Eukaryota, Fungi, Ascomycota, Eurotiomycetes, Eurotiales, Trichocomaceae.